GCGGUCGCCACCGAAACGCGCAGCGCGGUCGCCAUGGCAACGCGUCUCCACCCUGAGAAGCGGCGCGCGAGCCAGCAGCUGGCGUGUGUGGGGGUGAACGUUGGGCUGGCGGUAGGAGGUCCGCCUGACCGUCUGUGCCCAGGAGACCGAGAGGGAUCUCCCCAUGGAGGAGCCGCACGAUUGUUCAUCCCAUGCUGAGGGCGAAGCCGCGAUGGGUGGCGGAGCGGCCGCCGAGCCCGAGGCAGCCGACGAGACACGGGACACGGAGCGUGGCCUGGCCGAUGAUGAUGUGGGAGAGAAGCUGGCUGGCCAGUGGGAAGAGCAGCAGGGACGUGCAGCCUGGGAAGCCGAGCACAGAGCUGCUGAGAUGGAAGAAGAUACUUGGGCUCUCAGCCAGGAAUUAGACUCCAGCAGUGUUGCUCUGCAGGAGGCUCAACAGCACGCGGAAGGUGUGCGGUUGACACACGCGGAGAAGGCUCAGCUGUACACACUGCGACGUCACCUCAACCAACUCUGGGAGGCCAAGAGCCAGACGGAGGCGCUCAUUCAGCAGACUGGAGAGGAGCUGCGAGGGAGCCGGCUGAGGGAGCAGGAGCUCCGCAGGGAGCAGCAGAUAACGCAGCAACAAAUGCGGCAAGCGGCGGACAGCACCAACACUGUCGCUAUGACCCUCUUACAAAGACAAGAAACACGAACGAAGGAGGAGGUGGAUACAGAGCAGGCACUACAGGACACCCUCAGCCAGACUAUCUCCCAGCACCAGCUCGCACUGUGCGCCCUGGACGUGGAGCUCGGGCGCUUUAGCCAGGUGCAGCAACACGUACAGGAGGCGGAGCGCGCCAUCGCCACCCAGCAGCAUGAGCGGGCGGAGGGGCGCAUCGCGCUGGAGAUGGCCAAGGCCACCUCGGCACAACGGAGCGUGGAGGCGUGGGAGCGGCAGCGCUCGCAGGAAAUGAUGGCGCUGGAUGAGAGGCGGCGGCAGGCGGCGGAGGAGAUCGCUCGCAACCAGCAGCGCGCCAGGCACUUCCUCAGGGACACCAUGGCCAAGGUUCGCCAGAGGGAGGCUGAGGAGGAGGAGAAGGUUCGGCAGGACAAUGACCGCAGGUUGAAGUCCAUCAUGACUCUGAAGCAGAGCAUCGCAAACAACAAGGAGAAUCUGCGGGCGCUGAGAGCACGGCAGGUGGCGGAGCAAGCGGCUCGGAUGCAGGAGGAGGAGCGGGAGAGGGCCGCCAUCCUUGCCAGCGGAGGAAACCCGACUGAAGUCCUUCUCAAAAGGAAGCGCUUGGAAGAGUUUGAACGGACAAAACGGGAGUUUGAGGAGCAGGUCAAGGCACGUCAAGUGGACAUCAUUGAACACAUCUUGAAAGAGGAGGCAGAAAUGAAGCGGAGAAGCAAGCAGCAGCAGCGGCGGCAGCACCCUGCGGCCGCCACAGCAUCCCGAGACGCAGAGGGAGCAGUGGGGACGCGGCUCGCCGACCCCAGGGUCAUUCGGCUGCUUGAGGAGGCCCUGGGGGAAACCGGGAACAGCCAAGCGCCGCCACUCAGGUGUCGCUCUCCCUCCCCGGACUCGGACGGAGAUGGGGAGCAUGCGGGGCUGAGUGGACUUGGGGAGACAGUGGCCAUGGCCACUCGGAGCCCGGGGUACGAGGAGGAGGAAGAUGAUCUGAUUCAGUCCGAGUACCCGGGGCUCUGGGAGCCGGAAGACGAGCAGAAAACAAAGCGGGAUUCCGCCACUGGUCAGGAGGUGAAAACCCAUCCGUUUGGACCCAGUGAAGCAGAGGGAGGAGGCCCCGUGCUGGAGGAAAAGCCAAAGGGCCAACGCAGACUGGGGCUGACGGUUCAGGGCCGCUGCUUUUCCAGCAAGCCCAACGUCAUAGCCUUCAAGAACUUUGAUGUUGGGAAAAUAUACAAGUUGAAAGUGGUUCUUACGAACGUGUCCUACACCAGCAACUUCUGCCGCUACAAGGGCAUGAGCGAACAUCUGGAGGACUCCGUCAGUGUGCGGUUCAAGCCUCCGGGACAGAUGUCUGCAGGAAUGUCCUUUGAGCUGAUGGUUACUUUCGAGGCGACAAAAAACGAGGACCUGAAUGGAGAGCUGCAGUUUGCAGCUCAGAGCGGACCCUUCACAGUGCCAGUGCAGUGCACAACUAAGAAAUGUGACGUGACGGUGGACAGGUCCAAGAUUGACUUUGGCACCCACGUGGUCGGAGAGACCAUAAGGAGGACCUUCACGUUGGUGAACCGGGGCGCUCUCGGGACCAGGUUCCGUUUCGUAAAGGCAGACUAUGAAGAGGCACAAGAGGUCCGGGCAACACCACGUGUAGCGCAAGGUGGAGGGGGAGAGGAUGCCUCCUCUGUGAGUUCCCAGCGCGGGGUUGAGGCCACGGAGGCUGCUGCUGCUGCAGAGGCUGAAGGGGAGCCAGGGGACAGCCCAGAAAUGGUUGAGAGCGAUUGCAGUAGAAAUAGCCCAGAGAAGGCCGACGUGGAGAGAGCGACGCAGACACCAGACCCGGCUCUCCCCGAGGAGCUGCGUACAGGGGAGGUGGUGGAGGGCGAGCUUCCAGGACUGGGCUACGUGAAGCUGGAGGUGGUGUUCACCCCGACAGUUCCUGGGGACACCCGCGCUACCUUCCACGUCCACUUCACCGACCCUGGCUCCCCACGCUUGGAGGUGCGGGCAAGCGCGCUGGCGGUGGACGUUCCCGUGUGGGUCCAGCGGCCAAACGUGGACCUCAAGAUUUGCACGUUUGACCGCCUCUACCAGGACUCCGUGCUGGUCCAUAACCGAGCAACGACUGCACUUCGCCUGAAGUUUGAAGUGUGCAGGCAGCUGCAGAAUUACCUGGAGGUUUUGCCCAAGAACGGCUACAUCCAAGCACAGUCCACGUUCUCAGCUCAGCUCAAAUUCCUCCCCAGACAGAGCAUGGCCGUGGAUGCACCUGGAUAUUUUGAUAAAGACACGCGUGUGCUAGAAGCACCUGUACUCAUUCGAGUUGGAGAUCAGACCAAGCCGGUACCCUUCACGGUGCACGCCAUCAUCACGUCGUCCGACCUGCACUUCGAUCGGGAGGUCAUCGACUUUGGCUGUUGCACCAUAUUUGAAUCGGUGAAGGCCACAGUCAAACUCACCAACGACUCCAUCCUGGCGCAGGACUUUGGCUUCGUAACAAUCCCCGAGUACGUGGACGUGCAGCCGAACCACGGCUUUGGAACAGUGCUGCCCCUGGACACAGUGCUCAUCGACAUCAUCUUCAGUGCCACAAAGGCCAAAGAGUAUAAGUUUGACUUGACCUGCAAGUCAGGCACGAACAGAGACUUCCAGCUGAGGUGCGUGGCCACGGGCGUGCACCCCCCACUGGAGCUGUCCGACUCCCUGCUGCGCUUCAGAGCUACGGCCGUCGGGGACACGUCGGUGGCGUCGUUGCACGUUGUCAAUUCCCACACGAGCGCCAAUCAGUACAGCCACCCCGUGCCCCGCGUCGGCAGGGGGGAUGUGGCGCCCGUGGGCCCCACCUCCUUCCAGUUUGUGGUGCCGCCCGACUGCCCGCUGAGCGUCUCCCCCGCGGUGGGCACCGUGGCGCCGGGACAAAAGCAGCUCGUGCGACUGCUGUUCCGGCCAGUGCUGUCUGAGCAGCAGGUGCUGGAGGAGAUGGAGAGGCUGUCUGCAGUUCGCAAAGCCAAGAGCAUCGCAGAACUCUCUGCCUCCUCACAGGCACAACCGAUCCCCGCAGCAGCAUCAAAACCUGCUGGAAAAAAGGGCCCGCUCACCAACAAGAAAAGACUCGAGGGACAGAAACAGAGUGGCAAGGAGCCGGGAAACCACACAACGCACACCACACCAGAUCCUGUCAAUGGAAACGCAUUUGCGGAGCCUGUCUUAAGCAAUGGCUCGUCCCACGUGGCUUUGCAUUCCAGGGAGGACGAGCUGGUGGCUGCCCGUGCUUCCCUACUCAGGGAAUUUCCGGGGAGCUACAGCACCCACACAGUCGCCUGCUUUGUGGUCAGCGGCAAUGCCUUUUCUCAAAGUCAGCCCGGGCAACUCAAGUGCAGUGUGCACAACACUCUGUACCUGGAGGUGCACUGCCCAGCCGUGUCCCCACCGCUCAUCUGCGUUUCUGACAGCGGCCGAACAACCCUUGACUUUGGGCAAGUAUGCAUCGGUCAGACGGUGACGAAGCGUAUCACAGUAGAGAACAUUUCUCACCAGCAUCUGAAGCCCACGUGCUCUUUGCUGGACCCGCUGGGGCCGUUCACGCUGCUCAACGCCCUGCGUCCCAUCUCGCCCGGCUGCACGCACACGCUGGUGCUCGCCUUCGCCGCCCUGCAGCAGCAACAGUUCCACGAGCGGCUGGAGGUGCAGGCCGGUGGUGCGGUGCUCACCCUCACGCUGGUGGGGCGGGCCCAGCUCCCGCUGGUCACCUGCUCCGUGGAGGAGCCUUGCCUGAGCCUGGGCCCGGUGCUAUCGUGCAGCACUGCUAGCGCCGGCUUCAAGCUGUGCCGUUCUCCACAGCUUCAUAACGACUCCUCGGUGCCAGUGUCAUUCCUGCUGACGCUGGACAGCGAAUCUCCCGGACUCCAUUCCUCGCUACCAAUCCUCCCUCCCUCUGGGGGUAGCAGCAGCUCAUCAGUGGGUACGCAGAACCAUAGUGGGCUCAGUGUCUUCAGCGUGCAGCCAGUGCAGGGCAUCAUCCCAGUGGGCGGAGACACAGAACUGCUGGUCACCUUCAGCCCAGACCACGCCAGCGCUCGCUACUCCGACCGUCUCCGUCUCCUCCUCUUUGGCAAGGAGUUUCGUGUGAUAGAGCUGAAGGGCUGUGCAGUGAAGCGCAUGUUGUAUCUGGAGGGCGGAGACCCUCUGGACGUUGCAGUGGAAUCCCUGGCCCCCCUGCCCGUCUGGGAAGAUGAUGGGUCCUCAGAUGUAGUGGCGGCUGUGAAGCCGUUCCUGUUGACGAUGAGGAGCACCCAGACGGACGACGGCUUCAGCCCGGUCACUCGAGAGCUCUUCGUGGGCUGCGUGCGCCCUGUACAGCCUAGCAGCAGAAAGGGCGGAGAGUUUAUUUUUGACAUCGCCGAGGCCCGUGCCAAGGGCUUCACGGUGGAGCCCGUGCGAGGCACCGUGGAGGCGGGGCACAAGAAGAGCGUGCGCGUGACCUGGAGCCCAGUGGACGGACAAGACCCGUGGGCGCCAGCGUCCGCGUCCGUGUCGCUGUCCCUGAGGAGCGGUGACGCAACGGAGGCUGUCUCUGUUCUGCUGAGGGCAACGCCGCUGCCUGCAGGAGAGGGGCCUGGCGCCCGCCCCCUCCGACGUCAGUGAGAGAUGUUACCCAGCGAGUCGGAGCGAGGACGCCGCUGCGUUGACACUUGUUUAACGCUGUUCUCUGUACCGCGUGUUACUCGACUACAUAUCGUCAGAAUAGUACUUUAUAGAAUGGGAUGGAAAGCACUGGUGCAGAACAGACAAAAGACUGUGCUCUGGUGUUUGGGAUGAUGGAUGGGAUGGUUUAUUUUCCCUUCCCCCCAGUCGUCCGUGCUCUCGCAUCUCUCUUCCCCUGUUUGGCUCAAGACCUUCAACGCUGCAUAUGAUUGUAUCUUCAAAUAAAAUACACAACACAA
Molecule: messenger RNA, 5613 nt
Organism: Petromyzon marinus (sea lamprey)
Lineage: Eukaryota; Metazoa; Chordata; Hyperoartia; Petromyzontiformes; Petromyzontidae
Source: RefSeq, a predicted model, not a curated record